CGAAGAUUUGGGAAUAAAUAUAAAAAGCAUUUAGCAUUACUUGGCCUAGAUGUCUUCCGUUGAAUGACAAGAGCUACAGUGAGUCUAAUGUGUUGUAAUAUCUUCCAUUUUAUAAUCUGCAUGGUUUUUGUCACCUAACUCGGUUUCUGAAUUUCGUUCUCAUUGAGAAUCUUCGCUUAGACUUGUUGGCUUCUGUUUUGAAAUGACCGGCUGACAAUCACUUUCUAAUUCUAUUGCCACGUCACGUGUACUUGUAUACGGUACUACUAGAAAGUGGUACGCGAGACGUUCUGGGGUGAGACGACGGUGUCAAGCGCUCAACAACUAAGAGUGCUCAGCUCGGCCUCAGCUCAGCUCAGCUCCAAAGUCCAAUCCGAUUCAUCAAGGUCUUGAGAGACUGACCUGCCAGGAUGAGUCUAGCCGCGGCCUGUUUCUACGGGGUUUGCUCGGGUUCCAUGUCGUUCAUCAACAAACUGGCCAUGAAUACUUACGGUUUCAACUACCCCGAGAUCAUCAUGCUGGCCCAGAUGGGCGUUACCGUGGCAGCCCUCAAACUUGUGCACCUCCUGGGUAAGGUCAAUCUGCCGAACUACACCAGGGAAAACGCUAGACUCUGUUUAUUUCCCUCGCUCUUCUACGUCCUGAACUCCACCUUUGCGUUGAGCGCACUCAGCGGAAUGAAUAUUCCAAUGUACAAUGUUUUGAAGAGGACUGGGCCAUUGUUCUACAUCUUUUUAGCUGUGUGUAUACUAAAGAAAGGAUGGCCGUCUGCCUCUACCAUUGGAGCUGUAGUGUUGACAACUAGUGGAUGUAUUGUUGCUGGGUUUGGAGAUUUAGGGUUUGAACCGAGAGCGUACCUGUUUGGUAUUAGUAGUAUGUUCCUCCAAGGGAUCUAUCUCACCCUGGUUCAGCGACUCGGUCUCAAGGACGAGAUGUCAACUAACGGCAUCCUCUACGUCAACAGCAUCAACUGUCUUCCAUUCCUCGUCGUUUUCUCCCUCCUGACAUCCGAAUUCCAGCAAUGUUUCAUGUUCUUUCAAUCAGCGACCAUGCAGGUUUAUCUGACUCUUGUCUUCGUGGUGACCGCCGGCUGCGUCCUCAAUUACUCCCAGUUCCUGUGUACCACGAUGAACUCUGCCCUCACAACAAGUAUUGUAGGUGUGGUCAAGAGUGUUGGGACAACGAUCAUCGGCAUUUUUGCAUUUGGGGGCGUUACCUUGACGACGUACAUGAUGAUGGGCAUAUCCAUGAACAUCAUCGGGGCGUUCUGGUAUACAUUUUCCAAGUACAGGGAGAGUUUACUCGGUCACAUCAAGAGGAUAGGAUCUACUAUUUCGUUGAGUGAAAAGGGUGGCACUACUGCAACGGAUCAAAAACAGCAUCUGAUGUCUAAUGGUCAUUCUUCUUGAUGUCAUCUUGGUAUUACCUUGGUCAGUCUGAUGUCUAAUGGUCAUUCUUGAUGUCCUCUUGGUAUUACCUUGGUCAGUCUGAUGUCUAAUGGUCAUUCUCGAUGUCCUCUUGGUGUGACCUCG
Messenger RNA from Strongylocentrotus purpuratus (purple sea urchin), 1532 nucleotides. RefSeq names its product UDP-galactose/UDP-glucose transporter 7 (gene slc35d3). Bases 411 to 1409 code for a protein of 332 amino acids. Gene Ontology annotation, molecular function: antiporter activity. The record is from RefSeq and is a predicted model, not a curated record. The transcript is spliced from 4 exons. Lineage: Eukaryota; Metazoa; Echinodermata; Echinoidea; Camarodonta; Strongylocentrotidae. Gene Ontology annotation, cellular component: Golgi apparatus.